AGUCCGAUGGACAGACCAAGUGGCGGGGGGCAGGGAAGAAGAUGCUCAUCACGCUUGGUCGCCGAGGAGACAGAUAGAAGAGCAGCGAGCGGAGCGGCCGGAGCAGCUGGCGGUUCCCGGUCUCACGGCUCCGUCCCUAGCUGCCUCUGUCAGCAGCCCUCUGGGUAGCGGGUCUGUCAGCGACGUUACCGUCUACCGGACCGGUCACUGUCUAUAGCAGGAGCGGGUCUGUGACAGGAGCAGCCCAGGCCGUGACACCGGCUCCCUACCGAGCGCUCCCCGGUGACAGACCGGCCGUCUCUAGCGGAGAGUCCCCGACAAGCAGCAGCCCCGGCCGGGACACAUGAUGAAUUACCUGCGGCGGCGCCUGUCGGACAGUAACUUCAUGGCCAACCUGCCCAACGGCUACAUGAGCGACCUGCAGCGGCCGGAGCCCCCCGCCCCGCCGCCCGCCGUCUCCCCGGUGCCGCCCGCCGUGUCUCCGGAGCCCAGCGCCGGGGGCGGCGGCUUCUUCUCAUCCCUCUCCAAUGCGGUGAAGCAGACGACGGCCGCCCUCAGCGAGCAGGUGUCCACGGCGGCCGGGGGGGUGUCCGGGGCGGCGGCCAGAGGGGCCAAGGUGCUGCUGGUGGUGGACGAGCCGCACUCCGACUGGGUGAAGAUUUUUAAAGGGAAGAAAAUCAGCGGAGAGUUUGACAUCAAGGUUGAACAAGCCGAGUUCUCGGAUCUGAACCUGGUGGCCCAUUCUAAUGGAACCUUCUCUGUGGACCUAGAGGUCAUGAGAAACGGCGUGAAGGUGGUCAGGUCUCUGAAGCCAGACUUUGUCCUCAUUCGUCAGCACGCUUUCAGCAUGGCACGGAAUGGAGAUUUCCGCAGCUUGGUGAUCGGCCUGCAAUAUGCCGGCGUACCGAGCCUGAACUCCUUGCACUCAGUAUAUAACUUCUGUGAUAAGCCCUGGGUGUUUUCUCAGCUCGUUCGCCUGCAUAGGAAGCUUGGGCCCGAGGAAUUCCCUCUGAUUGAGCAAACUUACUACCCUAAUCACAAAGAGAUGCUGACCGCCUCCAAGUUUCCAGUGGUGAUCAAGAUGGGCCACGCUCAUUCUGGUAUGGGCAAGGUGAAGGUGGACAACCAGUAUGACUUCCAGGACAUCGCUAGCGUGGUUGCCCUAACUAAAACCUACGCCACUUCUGAACCGUUUAUUGACGCCAAGUAUGAUGUCCGCAUUCAGAAAAUUGGAAAUAAUUACAAAGCCUACAUGAGAACAUCCAUUUCUGGGAACUGGAAAACCAACACGGGGUCGGCCAUGUUGGAGCAGAUCGCUGUGUCUGACAGGUACAAGCUCUGGGUGGACUCCUGUGCGGAAAUAUUCGGGGGUCUGGACAUCUGCGCCGUGGAAGCCCUGCACGGGAAAGACGGCAAGGACCAUAUCAUAGAGGUCGUUGGCUGCUCCAUGCCUUUAAUCGGUGACCAGCAGGAAGAAGACCGGCAACUGAUCGCUGACCUGGUGGUUUGUAAGAUGGCCCAGACUCUUCAGUGCAGCUCCUCCUCCCCGAGCCGCUCCGUGCAUGCACAGCAGCCCCAGGUCCAACCUGUUCACUCCUGGUCUGGGACUCCGAGCCAGCAGCAGAGGCCUUCUCCUCAAGGGGGUCCUCCAGCGGCACAGGGUCCUCCACGACAGGGACCUCCCUCCCAGCAGAGGCCUCCACCUCAAGGACAGCAGCUUCAAGGUUUAGGUCCUCAGCCAUCACCACAUCCACCAAAUCUGCCCAGCCCUGGGGCGCAGCAGCGGCAAAUGAUCCCCCCGCAGCAGCAGCAGCAGCAGCAGCAACCGUCCCCCCAGCAGAUGAGGCCCCAACAGCAGCCAUCACCCCGCCAAUCUCAAUCUCCCCAAAGGCAGCCCAGCCCACAAUCACCCCAACGUCAGCAGCAGACCCCCCCUAUGCCAGCAGGCCCAAAGCCAAUGGGCGUCCAGCCCCCUCCACCUCGGCAACCUGGACCUCCGAGGCAACCAGUUCCUGCAGGACCCCAGCAGAAGCCUCCACCUCCCGUCCUUCAACAGCAGCACGGCAUCCGCCAGCCGGGACAACAGCAGCCACCACCGCAGCAGCAGCAGCGGCAGUCCUCUCCAGGGGGGCCCCAGCAACAGCCGCCCCAGCAGCAGCCGCCACAACCGCAGCAGCCGCCGCCGCCACAACGACCUAUGACCCAGCAGCCCAGGCCUAACCCUCAAGGACCCGGGCAGGGUUCACGUCCUGGUGGGCCCCAAAAGCCUCAAGUGGCUCAGAAGCCGGGCCAAGAGCUGCCCCCACCCCAGCCGCAGCUGAAGUAAGAGCCCUCGAGGUUCUGGGUGGGCCACACAGUAAGUCCCAGUCCCUCACCAACUCCUUCACCCUUGCAGACUCGCCAGCUCCACGUUCCAGUCUUAGUCACGACGAGGUGAAAGCCGAAACGAUCCGCAACCUGAGGAAAUCCUUCGCCAGUCUCUUCUCAGACUGAAGGGGAUCACAUCUCUCCCAACGCCACAUCUCUCCCACCGGCUCUGUGUAGUGUCCCGCUCCCUUCACCUGUGUGCACGGCUUAACUCCUUGAAAACAAAAAAAAACAACAAAAACUGAAAAAAAUAAAAAAAAUGCAGAGGAAGAGGUAGAUAUGGAGAUCACGAGAGGAAGACCCCUUCCCCGCCACCUAGAAAUACCGUCGUAUGGAACAGCAGAGCCGAGAGAGCUCCUGCAGCGGUACCACCCUUAGGACCUUCGUAGAGAAUGCAUGACGAGACGAGGGUGCGGGCACAGGGCGUGCCAGUCCUCCGUGUACAUACGUGUAUACAGACGCGGCUGACGCUCCUUUUUUUUUGUAUAUGUUGUGUGUUUUUCCCGCUGCUCUCCUGCCGGCCGCUCUCCGUAUCUAUCCCUCCCGGUUCCGUCAGUUCUUUUGAAACGUGGUGUGUUGCGGUGUUCCUGCCUGUGAGCCCCCCCCCCCCCCUCCUCCCACAAAUAUUCUGUUGACCUCUCCCCUCAAAAAUGACCCCUUUUUCCUUUCAUGGCCUAAUUUUGUCUCCCCUUCUCAUGGCUGCGCCCCCCGCUGUGUUCCCCUCCACCCCCGGUCUACUUUUCGUGUGACGGUAACACUGUUGUGAUGUGCGUGCUCUGCAGCUUGCCGUGCGGUUACUAUCGUGAUAUGAUCGUCCUAAGUAUUCAGAGUAAUAUAUUAUAUUAUGACUAUAUUAAAGAACUUAUUCCAUGGCCCGCACGGAGCGGGCGCCAUGACAUGUGCGUGUAACGUGUGUCAGCGUUUGUGUGCAAAAGUGAAACAGCCGCCCCCCAAGGGGGGGGCACGAAAAUGUGAUUUGUCCGAAUUAAAUUAUUCUCUGAAAGCAAAA
Bufo gargarizans (Asiatic toad) is the source of this 3376-nucleotide messenger RNA. RefSeq names its product synapsin I (gene SYN1). Gene Ontology annotation, cellular component: synaptic vesicle; synaptic vesicle membrane. NCBI's taxonomy places the organism in Eukaryota, Metazoa, Chordata, Amphibia, Anura, Bufonidae. Gene Ontology annotation, molecular function: ATP binding. Gene Ontology annotation, biological process: neurotransmitter secretion. Bases 344 to 2326 code for a protein of 660 amino acids. The transcript is spliced from 13 exons. The record is from RefSeq and is a predicted model, not a curated record.